Molecule: messenger RNA, 1645 nt
Organism: Solanum dulcamara
Lineage: Eukaryota; Viridiplantae; Streptophyta; Magnoliopsida; Solanales; Solanaceae
Product: protein TRIGALACTOSYLDIACYLGLYCEROL 4, chloroplastic
Exons: 5
Coding region: 143-1528 (461 amino acids)
Biological process (GO): acylglycerol transport; ER to chloroplast lipid transport
Cellular component (GO): chloroplast envelope
Molecular function (GO): phosphatidic acid binding
Source: RefSeq, a predicted model, not a curated record
AAAAGGAAAAACAAGUGCAAGAAACUAAUAGAAAAAAAGAAGUGAAACCCCAAAAUUCAAAACAGUGUCACAGAUAAGGAGGGCAUCCACAUUUUCCCUUCCUUCACACUCCCCAACUUCUGUCGGCCGGCGGGAGAUAAAAAUGGCGAAUAUGAGGACCGCGAUGGAUGCAGCAUUCUGGGACCUCAACAUUUCUACACCGAGAGUUCUAGAUGGGACGGCCAGGUCCAUUCCAGGGGAGCCCAUACCACUUGAUGGUAGCACAGCCAGUAGAGCUCUCAGAGUCCAACAACUUUCUCUUCUCGGAAAUGGCUUUCCUCUCGGAAUCAUUCCCUCUUAUUCUCCCACUCCACGCAAGGAAUUGGGCUCUUUUGCUCUUCAGUCCCUUUUGUUUAAACCUGCCACUUCUAACUGGUGGCUUGGAUUCACAGCUCAGUUUCGGCCAAAGAAACUGGUAUCUGACAUUAAAGCUGAGUUAUCUAGUGUGGAUGAAUGGGAGCCGUCGAUACUAAAAGACAUUGGCAAGCAUUUCUUGGAGAAGUCACUUUAUGCCUUUGGUCUGUGCUCGCAGCUAUCUCUGACAUCCUCUUCUUCUCUGUUAUUGAGCACGGAAAAGCAUGGCGAGAAGAAAGGACGACGCUUGAGGGCCAUGCUCUUUCAUAAGCUUCCUGAGCACGACGUUACUUUGGAAGCAGCUUGGCCUGAGCUAUUCAUAGACCAUAAGGGUAGAUAUUGGGAGGUCCCAGAGUCAAUAUCCUUGAACUGCUCAUCGCUGGUUUCCGAGGAUGGAUUGCGAUACCGUUUUGGCUUACAUAAAAAUGGUGGCCAUCCUCGGGCUGUUGAUAACAUUACUGAUGAGCCACCACUCAGUCUGAUGCAAGGAAUAUGUGGAAAAGCAGCCUUUUCUUAUGAGAAGAGCAAAGAUUUCUGGAGACUCAAGGAAAAAAAAGAGGACAUCAUUAUUGAAACCGAUGAGGGACGGUUUUAUCGCCCUUCUUAUGAUAUUCGUCUUAGAGAGCCUCAUGCAGCAGUAUCUGGAAUUAUUGGGGGGACUCUUGAGGCAUGGCUCAAAAAUGGUAGCAGCAGUUCCUCAGAUUCGAGGCAUCGAAGUCCCUUUGGUGUCGAUUUAUUUGGUUCACUUUGCUAUACUUUUCAACAUGGUAAAUUCAAAGAGUCUUUUGGAGACCUCACAAGGGUAGAUGCUCGUCUAGAUGUCUCCUCUGCUUCAGCAUUAGCCAAACAGGUUUCAAAAGUCUUCAGAAAAGCAUCAUCUGAUAAUGCAAGAGAUGUGCUCUCCUCACCCAGGCUCAAAUUGAUACUUCAGCAGCAGGUUGCUGGACCAAUUGUGUUCAGAGUAGAUUCAAAGUUUCUGCUGAAUUCACCAGCUGGCAGGCCUGGCCUACAAUUGGAGGAUUUUGUAUGUAGUUUAAAUUACUCUCUAAAGCUUCUACAGUCUGGGAAAGUGGUAGCAUGGUAUUCUCCCAAAAGGAAAGAGGGAAUGAUUGAGUUACGCCUAUUUGAGUUUUAGAACUGUUUACUUUUCUAUUGAAUGCUUUGUAGUUAGUGUUCUUAUCACUAUACUGUAUGUUAUUUCUUGGCAAAUGACCCUUGCAUCUGAUUCAUAGUCAAUUUUGUUCCUUCUUUA